AUGGGUAACAACCCUUCCAAAGGUCCCGCCGGAGAUGUUCCGCCGACUUCGGGCCCCUCGACCCAUGCGGGUGACAAGAAAGUAACUCGCCGACCAUCGCUCAAUGCUUCAUCAGGCACAGCAAAAGCCACUGCCGCGGAUCCUUCUGCCUCCAAAGAGACUGCAACUGGUCAUUCAGCUUCACAAAAUCGGGCAUCGGUUCAACAGCGUCUUCAAUCGCGCAAUGCUCCAGACUCAGCGCCGCGGUAUGCGCCUGAAACUAAGAAAAUAGACAUACGCUCCCCCGAUCCGUCAAACCCCGUCCAGGUGCCAACCUCACGAACUAGUGCUAGGAAUGAUCACUAUACAUCUGUAGCGCCGUCCGCUCCACCUCACAAUGCCUACUACAGCGCAUCUGCACAUCUCCAGCGGCCACCUCGAUUGCCUCUACCGAUUGGUGAUGCCAUGGCGACGCCAGGCUCACCUUAUAUGGGGUCGCCUCCCGCGGAUCAAUUGCUCGAUGAACAGACAGGUCAGGGAGAUUCGAAGUUGGGCGAUACCGCCGUUGAGGAUGAAGAAGUCUUGGAAGAACUGGAGCCGUAUACAAGCAGUGGUGUAGGCCGGCCUGUUCCCACAAUUAUAGAAUGGACUGCUCCUGGCGACAAGGUUUAUGUCACCGGAACCUUUGUCAACUGGGAGAAAAAGUUCCGUCUCCACAGAAGUGAAAGUAACCCCGGUGUUAUGUCAACCAGGUUAAAUCUCCGCCCUGGAACCCACCACUUAAAAUUCAUCGUAGACGGUGAGAUGCGCGCGGCGGACAGUCUUCCCACUGCAGUAGACUUUACCAAUCAUCUCGUUAAUUACAUCGAAAUAAGCGCCGACGACGCUAAUCGGUCACGAAGUGGGAGCGAUAAAACAUCUCAAAGCAAUGUUCCUCCUGGAGUCUACCCUCCGCAAGUCCUGCCCACUCGAGCUGGGUCUGAGCAGGUUGGAUCCGGAUCAGCCGUUGAAGAUCAACCGGACGAGCUGGAAGAGAUUCCCCAAGGAGACUUCCGUCGUAUAAUCCCGCAGUUCCUUGUUGACUUAGACAGAGACGAUGAAACUCAAGAGAGCCCAGCUUACCAACAAGCUGUCAAUGUGAUUGGCGAUGCACCUACGCCACCAAGUCUACCACUGUUCCUGGGAAAGUCGAUAUUAAACGGCACUACGCCAAUGAAGGACGAUAGCAGCGUACUGAAUUAUCCCAACCAUACUGUUCUGAAUCAUCUGGCAACGAGCAGUAUCAAAAAUGGCGUUCUGGCUACCAGUGCAACAACCAGGUACAAACGCAAGUACGUAACGACAAUUUUGUAUAAGCCAACAGGGGAUAUCGCGGGAUAG
This is a messenger RNA of Aspergillus nomiae NRRL 13137, 1359 nucleotides long. Its product is annotated as putative Snf1 kinase complex beta-subunit Gal83. Gene Ontology annotation, cellular component: nucleotide-activated protein kinase complex; cytoplasm; nucleus. Gene Ontology annotation, biological process: signal transduction. Gene Ontology annotation, molecular function: protein kinase binding. The coding region runs from base 1 to 1359 and encodes 452 amino acids. The transcript is spliced from 3 exons. NCBI's taxonomy places the organism in Eukaryota, Fungi, Ascomycota, Eurotiomycetes, Eurotiales, Aspergillaceae. The record is from RefSeq and is a predicted model, not a curated record.